Giardia duodenalis is the source of this 1971-nucleotide messenger RNA. RefSeq names its product Sir2 family protein. The transcript has a single exon. The record is from RefSeq and is a predicted model, not a curated record. Bases 1 to 1971 code for a protein of 656 amino acids. Gene Ontology annotation, molecular function: NAD+ binding. NCBI's taxonomy places the organism in Eukaryota, Fornicata, Diplomonadida, Hexamitidae.
AUGAAUGUGUAUGAGCGCUUAGCUGCUGCAACAACUCCUAAGCUGUCAGCUCAGCCUUCUGUAAGAACUGCGCCAGCUGAGAAACGAAGACCUAACACAACAGCGUGCCGGAACCAUCCAGCCCAAUCAUCAACAGCACCAACUUCUCGGCCCGCUGCUCAAACACCCUUAUCUAAAGGAGGGCCUAAAGUGCGGACAUUAGGUAAAUCACAGUCACAGUCCAGCCUACGGAAAACCAAGCCCAAUGAGAGUGACCUGCGCCCAACCACAGCUCCCUCGGAAACACCUGCCUCUUCGGGUGCUGCUCUUUGUGACGACACUCAAAUUGACCGAGAUGAGGCGGCUAUCACUACCCUGGCUCAAACUAUCAAAGAGGCCAAUUAUAUCCUUAUAGGGACUGGGGCAGGGUUUUCAGCAGACUCUGGCCUAGCGGUAUACAAGGAUAUUGCAAGGGUACCUGCCUAUGACCUUAUGGGGGUUGACUAUGCUACCCUCUGUGACCCCAUCUGGCUUCAGAGAAACCCAGAGGUGUUCUACGGUUUUUGGGGAUAUUGCUUUAACUCCUACAGAGACACUACACCUCACGAGGGGUACACAAUUAUUAAGAACAUGAUAGCAGCAUAUCCUAACAAGCACAUUUACAUCUAUUCGAGUAACGUAGAUUCUCAUUUUGAAAAAAUCGGGGUGUCAAGGCAGCACUUUUAUGAGUUUCACGGAACAUGCAUGGACUGGCAAUGCUCCCGGUCGUGUAGAAUAGAUUCAAUCUAUCGGCUUCCGUUCUAUUAUAGAUUUAAUAUUAACAAGCAAACAAUGCGCUGUUCUACUGGCAGCACUGUACAUGCUAUCAGGAGCGGACCCGGGUAUUCAUCUACUACGUCUACCACAUCAGUCGCUAUUCCCAGGCCACCUCCUAUUCUAUCGAGAUUUACAAAGCCUGGUAAGAAUACAUCAGUGUUUUCUCAACUGUAUUUCUCAUACUAUGGAGAUAACGCGGUGCAAGAUUCGUCUAGCUGCUCUCAAGUAGUUCCUCUAUCACCUGUGCAGGAAGCCUCUGUAGUCAGGCCAGUGGCUCCUCUGAACACUACCAAUCCACCAGUGCAAGUGGAUACUAAAAGGGGGUCUCCCAUGGUUAGAAGAGAGGUGUAUGACAGAGUGUAUUCCCAAUGUAGUCGUAAUUCACAGACAAGGGGCGCUCUACACGAUGCACUAGCUAAGCAGGGAAUAGACUACUUAGCAAUAAGGCACGAGGCCAAAAGGGUGUGCAGCCUAUCAUCACUUUCUACUUCUACUACAACAAGCACUCCCGUACUGAACCAAGAGGGUGCACACUCAGCAAAGAGUGCCCCCAAAGUAUGCGAUGCAGUAGAACGCCCAGCUCAGUCUCUGAGUGUGACUGACGAUACCACUAAAGAGAUACGCGUAGAGGAAGAGUCAUUGCCAAUGAGCAAGGAUACUUUGUCACCCCCUAGUGCAUCUUCAAUGAAUAAGGGCGAACGUGGAUGUGUUGCAGUGCAUGACCCAAUCCAUAUCGAAUCUAAUUACAAGAAGAUAUAUGAGUCAGUAAGACCGAUUGCAUCACAAAAUAACGAUGGACAUCCAAUCUGUCCGCACUGUAAGUACUAUCUUCGCCCCAGAGUACUUAUGUUUGAUGAUGCAAUGUUCAUGGAACUCACUGACGAAGAAGAAAAGUACAACUCGUUCAAAAGACAAUUGUUUAGAAAUAAAAAUAGAAAGGUCUGUCUACUUGAAAUAGGUUGCGGAGUUCGCAUACCAACUAUUCGCCACGAGUUCAACAGUAUUCUCAGACGAUGCGCUAAGAGCGACAUUCCGUGUAGUCUAUUCAGAAUCAACCCUGAAAGAAAGCGUGCGCGGACCACUUCUCGUAUAGGCUCACCUCAGUUCUAUCAUAUAGCUCAAGGUGGAAAAGACGCCAUGAUUCGCCUUGCAAACAUUCUAAAUAUCCCAUAUUAA